CUUUAAUUGAAGAUAAUUAUUUUAAGAUUCUAUGAAAUACGCGAAAAUUACAGAUGAAACACGAUUAGCAUUCAUCGAAAAAGUAAAAUAAGGCACUUGUACCAUAAAGCAAGCCGCUAAAUAAUUUGGAAUAAAAUUUUCAACAGGAAAAGCAAUCCUAUCUCUUUAUAAACAUGAAGGGAGAGUAGGAAAAAAAGAAAGGAGGACUAGAAGAUUGAAAAAACAAAUAGAAGAAUAAGAAAAAUAAACCUAUAAAUGUUUAAAGGAUGAACCAUUUGUAGAAGCUAAAUAAGUUUAGGAGGUUUCGAACUGCCAAAACUCUUCAACUUAUUUUCAUUCUUAUUAACCUUAGUACUACAACUAUUAGUAAUGGUAUUAAACAUAAAUGUGGUAAUAAUAUAUGAAUGGACAAUCUCCAAUGAAUUAUUAUAUUUUUAGAAAUAUAUUUUGA
Paramecium sonneborni is the source of this 451-nucleotide messenger RNA. The record is from the annotation of a GenBank genome assembly. NCBI's taxonomy places the organism in Eukaryota, Ciliophora, Oligohymenophorea, Peniculida, Parameciidae.